This is a messenger RNA of Symbiodinium necroappetens, 261 nucleotides long. NCBI's taxonomy places the organism in Eukaryota, Dinophyceae, Suessiales, Symbiodiniaceae. The record is from the annotation of a GenBank genome assembly.
GCCCUGGAAGCCCUCCGCAGCAACCUGAAAGCCCAAAACCUGACAGCCGAAGUUGUGUGUGGAGACCUCGGUAUCCCUGUGUUUCUCCAGAAGUUGUUGGCAGCGCUGCCGACAAGGUCGAUGGUCUCCCCCGACAGUCCGGAGGAGGGAGACUUCAGCGAGGAUGACAUGGAGGAAGCAGACCAAGGAAGCCAAGAUGACAGCCCGCCGUUCGUUGGUGCUGUGCCCGCGACGCUGCCGGCACCAGAUGUCCUCGUCGUG